AUGAUACGGCGACCAGAUACCACGCACGCUCUCAUUGAGACUGCGCACGGGCUUCGACUGGCGCCGAUUCUUCUCGCCGCUGGCCUCCUUGAGCAGGAUCACCUUCUUCAGGAUCUCAUUGGGUUGCAUGUUCCGCACGCAGAUCGGCUUCUCCCGGCCGUUGAUAUAGUGGCCGCGCACGACGGGGCCGUGGGAGCUGGCGCCUUGGAUGUUGUAGUGCAGGUCGAGGCGUUUGCAUUGGAGGAUGAAGGCGCCGGCCCCGUUCUGCGUGGCGUGUCAGCAAGGCGGGAGCGGCUGACCGCGCCAAAAACUCCCAGCUUGCGCAAGACUCCUGACCUGACGCUGUCCUGGUCACUGUCCACCCUUCACCUCGUCCCUCCACACAACGCACACGGGCCACCACGGCCACCCCUUCGCUACAUCCCUCCUACCGACCGCGCUCCAGAUGACUGCCCGAAGAGCACCAUCUCCGGCGUGGCCCAGUUCCUGCCUGAAGCUCAGAAAUUCGCAGAAGAAGUGCCGUAUAAUGCGACCGAUAGCUGGGUACAGCGGAAAUGGAAGCAAAAAGCGGAGAGGAAGGAGCGGUUGGAGAAGCAGUUGACUGAAGGGGCGCAGAGCUAUGCCCCUGAUAAGGACCCGCAAGCUCGUGGGGAUCCCUUCCGUACGCUGUUUGUUGCGCGGCUCAGUUACGAGAUCAAGGAGUCGGAUUUGGAGCGCGAGUUUGGACGAUUUGGGCCCAUUGAGAGGAUUCGCAUCGUUAAGGAUGAGUCUAGCAAAAAGGCUCACCGGGGAUACGCGUUUGUCGUAUACGAGCGUGAGAAAGAUAUGAAAGCGGCAUACAAAGAAACAGACGGGAUCCGAAUUCGAGACCGACGGGUUCUGGUAGACGUUGAGCGCGGCCGAACCACCAAGGGUUGGAAGCCGCGUCGCUUCGGCGGUGGUCUCGGCGGUCGUGGAUACACCAAGGCAAUGCCCGCACGGCCAAUGGGACCUGGAUUCAACGCACCAUCCGGCCCAGGAGGGUUCGGGGGUGGAUUUCGGGGUGGCUUUGGCGGCCGCGGUUUCCGUGGAGGCUAUCGCGGUGGCGACCGGUUUGGACCCCGGGGAGGAAUUGGGUACCAAGGUGGAGGACGCGGUGGAUUUGGUGGUCAGCCACCGCCUAAUGCGCCCUCUGGGCCGGGUGGUGGACGCGGUGGUGGGUUCGGCGGUUCGUAUGGCGGUGGUGGACGGUACGACCGCGGCGGUACUGGCAGCAAUCGCGAGCCUGUUCGCCCGCGCGAGGGCUACUCUGAGCGGGAUCGCCGCGACCAUGAUCGGGACCGCGAGGGUGAUCGUCACCGGGAUCGUGAUCGCAUGACCGACCGCAAUGGUGGUGGGGAUCGCCCCCGGGACGAUCGCCCCCGGGACCGCGACAGGUACGGCGGAAGGGAGGACUAUGGACGCAAGAGGUACCGUGAGGAUGAUGGACAUGAUGACCCGCGCAGCAGGAGAAGAUACUAA
Molecule: messenger RNA, 1500 nt
Organism: Penicillium lagena
Lineage: Eukaryota; Fungi; Ascomycota; Eurotiomycetes; Eurotiales; Aspergillaceae
Product: U1 small nuclear ribonucleoprotein 70 kDa
Exons: 7
Coding region: 1-1500 (499 amino acids)
Biological process (GO): mRNA splicing, via spliceosome
Cellular component (GO): U1 snRNP; precatalytic spliceosome; U2-type prespliceosome
Molecular function (GO): U1 snRNA binding; mRNA binding
Source: RefSeq, a predicted model, not a curated record